Molecule: messenger RNA, 1456 nt
Organism: Bradysia coprophila
Lineage: Eukaryota; Metazoa; Arthropoda; Insecta; Diptera; Sciaridae
Source: RefSeq, a predicted model, not a curated record
GAAAAAAAUGCUCGAGUCACUGACAUGUCUGCAUAUAAUCUUAGUAAAUAAUGUUACCCGACUUAAUGACAGGAUAUUAGGCAAUUCCUCGUCGAAACUCGGCCAUAAAUUCAGUUUAAUUGACCGAAUACACCGCAAUCUACGCUUUUCGGAUUAUUUAUUCGAUUUUUUACCCGACACAUUGACGACACAAAAUGAAUUCAACUGUAAAACUUCUCUGUAUCUGUCUAAUAUGCAUUGCUUCAACCGACGCCUGGAUAUUCAGAAUCUUGCAAUGUGAUACAGUAUUAUGGCCCAGCAAUUGGGAGCAUGGAAUUUCUGGUCCGAAAUACGAUAAGUUAACCUACGUAUGUAGCGUAGCAGUAGAACCAUCUGGAAAUUGGACCAGCGUAGUUGAUGUUGUUGGUAAUCAACAUUCUAACGGAAAGACCUAUACGGAUAUUGAGGUCAUCGAUAUUGUCGUCUCACCAGCGCUUGAUAACAUUUCCAGUAUUCCAUCGAAUAUAGGAAAUUUGUUGCCAAAGCUUAUUGGUGUUGGUAUUUACGGUGAACUGAUAACAUCAAUUACUGCAGACGAUGUUAAACAGUUUCCAAAUUUAACUUACCUCGCCAUUUCUAACACUGGCAUUGUUCACCUCGAUGGUGAUUUAUUUAAAUACACACCACAUGUCCAGGCAUUACUUGUGCCAAGCAACAAAAUUGUAAGCGUUGGACAAAAUUUGCUUAAAAAUCUUGACAAUUUGAAAUUUGUAGACUUUUUGUUAAAUUCGUGCUUAAGUUACUACGCAUCUACGCCUCAGCAGUUGGAAUGGCUGAAAGGUAACCUAACCUUGCGUUGUCCACCAAUCGUAACAACAACAUCACCACCACCACCGACGCCACCAACUGCACCAAAAUCGUCUACUACAGCUACUACAUCACCAACUACAGCCACAAGUACUACUGCAACACCAACUACAGUCACAAGUACUACAACACCAGCAACAGCCACAAGUACAACUACAACAACACCAUCAACACCAACUGUACCUGUUGAAGAUUGCGAAAGCAGUUGCUCACCAAACGAAGAUACAAGUGAACUCAAGGAUGAACUGAUUCGGCAAGGUGCAUUGAUUCAAAAUCUUUUUGAGUUGUUGUCAAAUUACCGUGCGGAAAUGGACGAGCUGAGGGAUGAACUGAUCAAUCAAGGUGGAUUCAUUAGAGAUCUCUAUGGUAUUAUGUCCGACCACAGUCACAGAAUUUUUGAGUUGGAAAUGGUCGAUGGGGAACAGUGAGAACGGUGAUUAGUUUCUUAUGUUAUCGCCAUUAGUUUAGGCUGAAUAACUAAAUUUAUUGCAUUUCAAUACAAAAAUGACAGAAUGUGUACUUACCAUGACGAAAGUAAAGCGUUGCUUGGACUAUACGACCGUUUGGUUGUGUUUUGUAAACUUUUUAACUUAAUAAAUGGUGGUUCGGU